This is a messenger RNA of Aplysia californica (California sea hare), 9521 nucleotides long. Its product is annotated as N(G),N(G)-dimethylarginine dimethylaminohydrolase 1. Gene Ontology annotation, biological process: positive regulation of nitric oxide biosynthetic process; arginine metabolic process. Gene Ontology annotation, molecular function: amino acid binding; dimethylargininase activity. NCBI's taxonomy places the organism in Eukaryota, Metazoa, Mollusca, Gastropoda, Aplysiida, Aplysiidae. The record is from RefSeq and is a predicted model, not a curated record. The transcript is spliced from 5 exons. The coding region runs from base 84 to 986 and encodes 300 amino acids.
UUCAAUAGAGCAUUUCCCGUGCGAAAACGAGUCACUCUCCUGCGAACGCGGAAGUGCAGAUUGAAGAAGCAAAGCAAGUAAACAUGUCGGCGUUUCACUACAAUUUCGCUAUUAUUUGCCGUGUGCCCAACUCUCUGAAAAACAGGAGCGUUGGGUCGGAUAAUUAUCCAAACGGUGUUGAUGUAGAGAAAGCGAGACAAGAGUAUGAGACGAUCAGGGAAGUUUUGAAAAAUUGUGAUAUCAACAUCAUUGAACUUGUCGAAGAUGAAAGCUACCCCGACUGCUGUUUCGUGGAUGACACCGCAGUGGUCAUAGGAAACACGGCGUUGAUAGCCCGGCCUGGACACAGUUCAAGACAAGGAGAAGUAGGUGAAAUCAGGAAAGUGUUGAAAGGAGAUUUGCGUAUGAAUGUUGUUGAAAUUGGAAAUGCGAAGGCAACCCUAGAUGGUGGAGAUGUUCUGUUCACUGGCAAAGAGAUUUUUGUUGGUGUUGGCAAGCGAACCAAUGAGGCAGGGGCACAGGCGGUGGCUGAAGCAUUCCCCGAGUACGCCGUGUCAAAGGUCAACUUUGGAAACUGCGAGGCUCUGCACCUGAAGGAUGUUUUCAACAUGGCCGGCAGAAAUGUCAUGGCAGUGGCACCGGGCCCUGAUGUUCAAGCCGUGCUCCAGCAAAUGCAAGACGUGGCCAACUACCCAUACCACGUGAUGCAGAUGGACUCGAGGCUGGCCACUGACAUGCUGUAUGUCAACGGACAUCUCAUCCACCACGUUCGGCAGGAGAUGGGCAACAAAAGCUAUGGGACUCUGGACGAGAAGAUCCUGUGGCCCCGACACCACGUACAGCUGACGGAGCUGGCCAAGGUCGGGGGAUCCAUCGGCAGUCAGGCCAUCCUCAUCACACGCACCAGGCACCCCAAGAGAAUCAUCAGCAACAUCCAGGACGAGGACCUCGGGUACUUCACCAUGUGGAAACGUUCCGAGUCGUAGGCUCAUAAUCUCUAUAUUAUCAUUGUUUUGUGGAGUUUUAGGAUUUUAUAAAGGGGACAGAGAGUCGCAGUCUCAUGAUCAUUGUAUCUGUUUUGUGUGGGUUUUAGAAAGGGCUCGGUGUCAUAAGCCUCAUCAUCAUUUUAACAUUGUUUUUUCGAUUUUAGAAAAAGGAUGGCAGAGUCAUAGGCUCAUAAUCAUUGUGGUCAUUUUUUAAUGGAUUUUAGAAAGACUUCAGAGUUAUAAGCCUCGCAAUCAUUUUAACAUUGUUUUAUGGGUUUUAGACUGGGGAUGACAAACGAUAUAGGCUCAUGAUUCUCUUAGCAUUAUUUUAUCCAUUUUGGAAUGGGCACAGAGUCGUAGACUCAUGGUCAUUGUAUAAUUGUUAUUGUUCUGUGAAUUUUAAAAAGGGGACAGAACCGUAUUCUUUUGAUCAUCUUAGCUUUUUUUUUUCAGUGAGUCGUGAAUGGGUUAAUACAAGUUCUCCUGUAGCAUCUUUUUUAUAUUUCAAAACAUGCACAGCCUUAACCAUGAAUGUUUGAGGAAAGAAGGAUUUGUUUACUUUUGUUUUUACUCAUUUUGAUUUCCAACUGUUUUUUGUUUUCUUUUGUUCUUGAAGUUAGUCAGGAAUAAAGACAUGUCUGUCCACAUGAAAUGUUCUCUUGUUUUGUGUGUGAACAGCCACUGUUGUGGUAGGUCCUUGCGAUUGAACGUUGCUUUGAAAAUGUUUUCUAAAAAUUUAUUUUGUUUUAAAAUUCCAAUUUUAUCUUCCGAUAUAUUCCAGACUAAAUUCCUGUAGUUGCCACUUUCUGUAUAACUUUGUUUAUUUCAAAAGCAGCCGUGAUUUUCACAUCUUAAGACAUUUUCUGUAGUUUACUGUGACAUUCAUUUUCCCCUGCAAAGUCUGGGUUUUUGCUGAAAGUUGGGACAUUUUGGGGAUAGUAUAUCAGAUGCUAGCGAAAAAGAAAUGUUUCUUACAGAAGCUUGUUGAGUAAAAAGAAAAGUCUGUCUUUGGCAGGGAAUUGUAAUUUGUUUGAACGUGCCCUCCUAUCUUUCACAAAUUCAUCUUCAGCCAAGAAGAUCUUCCCCCCCCCCCCCCUUCCGUACUACUGCAGCAUAUCAAAGCUUUGUUCCGUUGUUCUCUGAUGAACCACUGUGAAAACUAUCAACCACUUUUUAUGGAGCUUGUCUUAACGGUCUAGAUGUAUGUAUAUAUUUAGGUUUAUCCGGAUUAAAUAUUUUUAUAAAAUAGUGCUCGCUACGUGCGUGAAAGGGAGUGAGAUGGAUUCUCUCUUAAUACUCUCAGGCGUAAAUUUUUUGCUGGCUGUCUUUAGCGUAGAUGUCAUAUUUAACCUGGUGCUCCAGUUCUUAGCUUGCUACCCGUUAUUGUCAGCAUAGAAAAGUCAUAUUGCUGUAGAUGUUCUCAGCUCCUAUGGUUUCAUAUGUUUGUCAAUUUUUGUCAUGGUUUUCUUCGAGAUGGAAAAUAAUGUGUAAUGGUGAUGCAGUUUCUCUAUAAUGUAGAAGUCGAGUAGACUAUGCCAUAUUUGAUCCGGUACUUCAGAGAUUCAUCAAUAGUUCAAGCAGCAAUAAAUUCCAUGUCAUUAAUUAGAUCUGUGUCUCUUUCUUUGUAUUAGUCUGUACCUUGUUACCAGUUUACAGUCAAUGCAUUGAUCUGUCACCGUUUUUUUAUGCGUACAUAUUGAUUUAUGAAUUGGCACUUUUUACGCAUAAAAACCUGCCAUUGAUUAUGGUAGGCGAUUACAUGUAUGGUUGUAAUGAUUUCUUUCAAUAAAUUAUUUUCUUUUGUAUGUGAAUUUUUACAAGAGAUUUUGAGUUUUUUUCCCCCCCCUUCAUCAUAUCAUGUUUGGGAGAGGGUUAAUGUUUUUAUAACAAGUCAAACACUUUUGCAUUUUUAGCAGUAAAUCUUUUCAUCUUUUUCUAGUCUAAGAUUUGGAACAGAUGUCAAUAUGGUUACUCCCCCCCCCCCCCCCCCACACACACACCCCCCACACCUUUCCAGAGAUUGUUCUUCAUGUUUUAAGUAUCCAAACCUGUUGUGUUUUUGUUUUUGUUUGCCUGGUUGUUUCUUUAUGUACGGUGGUGUUCUGCUGUAGAGAUUGUUCUGUCUAGAGCAGUCUUUGAACAUGUCACAAUGUUCUCACUGAUGUACCGGCGCCAACAGUGUAGCAUACCCAAACUUUCUACCUUUUCUUUGGAUGUUCUGCACAUUGUGAUCAUACAUUUCUUACAUUUCCUCCUUUCUUGCCCUUGUUAUAUUAUUCAUCAACCACUUUUCUUUCAUUUCGUCACCCAUGCGCUCAUAUGACCUUUUAUGUAGUUGGGAGCGCUGUAAAACUCUCGCGAACCAAUCACCCCAUGUUGCACAUUGUCAGUUCCUGAAGUGUUGUCAUAUUUCUCAAGGGAUAUUUACUUCUCUCACUUUACCACUGCGAUUUCAUCACUCCCAGUAUAUUAUAUCAUGUAUAUUUGACCAUAAUGUUUUUUCUUUCGAGUCACUGUUUUAUUGGAGAUGUUUAGAGUAGUGGCUGCGGUGGCCUCUAUUGUUGCAUAGAGAGGGGAAACCUUGUGGCUGCUCUCUUUUUGUGGGGAUUCUCUCUGUGAAAUGUGUGACAGUAGUAGCUGGAAACAAGGUUUCUAAUUCUGUCCACGAGACACAUGACAGUGUGUAGUUUGUUAUAGAAAUUCUGUCCCUGAAAUUUGCGACAGAGUGCGGUCAUAAAGAUUUUAUUUAUGAAAUUCGUGACAGUGUGUGGCCAUAAAAUUUCUGUCUUUGAAACGUGACAGUGUUUAGUCAUUUAGAUUCUGUCUAUAAAAUAACUUGUGAUAGAGUUUAGUCGUAAAGAUUAUAUCUUUGAAGUUAAUGAUCUGGUUGAAGUCAUAAAGAUUCUAUCUAUGAAAUAGGGAUAGUGUUUGGUCUUAAGAUUCUGUUAGUGAAUGAAAUAUAUGGCAAUGUUUGCUCCUCACUCCUAAUGCUGCCAGCAAAAUCAAUGUGAUGACUUUUUUCAGGAGCUUAUAAUCAGAAGCUGGUGGGUGCAGAAAGGCAGAGGCUAGGAGGGCGUUGUAGUUGUAGGUUGUUGUAUGUUUGGGACCAACGAAGUGUUGUGUAUGUCUUCCAGCUGAUGAUACAUAUCCACUACAGAGGCUCUCAGUCCUCUUUCUCAGAUCAAGCAGAUUUGCCGAAGAAGGUAUCGGUUGUUUAAAACACAAAAACACAUUCUCAGCUCUGUCAGACUUGUCGAAGAAAGUAUUGGUUUUUUAAGACACAGGGGCACAUUCUCAGAUCAGUGAGACUUCCUGAAGAAGGCAUUGUGACUGUUUAAGACACAAAGAUACCUUCUCAGCUCCGUCAGACUUGCAGAAGUUCUGGCUGGGAUUGCUGACCUUGAGUGAUGAGAGAGUUGGCAAGUCUGGUGUUUGUAAAGUAAAGCAGAAGGACAAUCCCUGAGGAUCUUAGUCUUAAGUAAUGAGAGUCUGUACUAGAUAUAGAUUUCUGCUUUUUACAUCGUUAAUUACUUCCGGUGCCAAAAGGUCAUAGUCGUAGGCUUAGCAAAGCUGACAGUACUGACAGUUUUCUGUAUCAACUGUUUGGAGCCUAUCAUUUAUUUAAUUUGUAUGUAAAGCUGCUUGAGCACUUGCUUGUUAGCUUCGCUCCCUUGGUUUUAUUUCACUUACUAGUGAAUCCAUGUUUUUUCUGGACGAGACGCUUGCUUUUUACUGUCCCUGACACAAAGUCUGCGCCGUGCUGAACAAAGGCUGUUGUUUCAUUGUUGUGAGGGCUGGGUUCUCUGGUAGGUGUGAGAGCAAAGUCUUGGAGCAAAUUGUGGUUAAAGUUUCUACUGGUGACCCAUGACAUGUGUCACAUGAGAUGUGUAUUGGCAACGUUUGACAAGCAUAACAUGAGAUGUGUACUGGUGACGUUUGACACGCAUCGCAUGAGGUGUGUACUGGUGAUGUUUGACACACAUAACAUGAGGUGUGUACUGGUGACGUUUGACACACAUAACAUGAGGUGUGUUCUGGUGACAUUUGACACGCAUAACAUGAGGUGUGUACUGGUGAUGUUUGACACGCAUAACAUGAGGUGUGUACUGGUGAUGUUUGACACGCAUAACAUGAGGUGUGUACUGGUGACGUUUGACAUACGUGGCAUGAGGUAUGUACAGGCCUGAGAUUGUCUACAUGUAAACGACAGACUAGUGGUUGGUAACACAUUCCAGCUAAGUUGUAGCUCCUGCUAGUUGCGCAAUAUUUAGCCUCCAAUAUAACGCUCAGCGUACCAUGUUUAUUGUCAUGUAUGUUGAGACUUAUGUUCCUAAAGUAUGUACAGUCUGCGUCAUAUCGUUUUGCUUACAUUUACAAAACGGUAUUACCGAGUGGGUUGUGGGAUUGUACCUCGCAUUGUUAUAUAAUCUUUCUCAAUUAUUUGUCAGGUUGUUUUGUCUGAGUUGAAGUGGUGUGCUGUCUCGUAAAGUUAAUCAAUUAGCGUAAGGCUCCGCCGCUUUGAAAAGUGACUCACUAAGAGUUUGUAAUAGAAUCUCUAGUUUAUACUGUUGUCGUGUGCUGAAUUGAUGUUGUUGUCGUGUAUCAAAAGGAAAAAGGCUUUUUGGAGAGAUACCUUUUGUUGGGAGAAAUCUUUUUUCUCUCACAAUUAUUUGUUUUGACAAUUUCUGCACUCAACGCUUUUUCUUAUAUAUGUAUAUAUUGGUACCAAUUAUUGUUAGUAUGUCUCAGAACUUUUGAGCAUUUGUUAAGAAUUAUGUUGAGAUUUAUGAUUUUAUAAGGUCUUUUUUUUUCUCCAUGUCUCACAGUCUGUCAUUGGGUGGUUGUAGCAUCUCUACCUGCAGUCUGAGUUCUUUGUGUUCUUGAGGUGUGUACUUUUCAUUAGCUAUCAGUUGUUGAGAUUUGUACUUUUCACGAACGGUCUAUUUUUGAGGUGUGUAGGUUUUUUUUUAGCAGUCUGUUGUUGACCCGCUUCUCAUUACUCUUCAUUUCUGAGGUAUGUACUUUUCAUUAUUAUAAGCGUGUAUGUGUUUAAGGUGUGUACUUUUCAUUAGCGAUCUGUUCUUGAGAUGUGUACUUUUUCCUUGGCGAUAAUGUAUACUUUUCUUUAGCGGUUGGGUUGGUUCUUGAGGUCGCGUAAUUUUUGGUUGACGGUGGUCAUGACUUUACCUUGUUGUUGCACCCGCAUCUCUUUGGCUGAGGGGUGACUUUGUUCCUUGCUCAUUCUCACUCUGACUUCAUGUGAUGUCUUCUUUCCUGUGGUGAGCCUGUUACUUUUGUGAUGUAGGUGCCUUAAGUCCUCAAGCUUCUGUUGUCUUUUCCCUCCCUUCUGCACUGUGUGCUUCUUUGUUGGCUGAGUCACACCUCAUAGUCCAUAGGUCAGUUGCCGAUUUUUAAAAUAAAUCUGGCAACCAUAAAUCUGGAAACCCGGAUAUCCGGCUUUUAUGGAUGUCCGGAUAUCCAGAUUUCGGAAAUUUUCCUCUGAUUGCAUUUUAUGAAAAAAAUAGUCUUGAUACAUAGAUUUACGAGUGAGUAUGAUCCAUGAAUUUUUUCCCUCUGUGGGCAUUUAUACAGAGUCAGAAAAGUGCAGGAUGUGUUGUUUUUUUUUACAUUCUUUUUUAAAAUGAAAUUGUUUGUGGCCAGUUAGCACUUCUCCUUUUAGAUACAUGGGUACAAACAAAGAGACAAGAUUCUGAGAAAUAAUGAAGACAAAAAGAAAGAGUAUACAAACUGUGCUUUUGUGACAUUCUUGCAACUCAACAUAAUUAUCUAUUCUGUUUGUCAUCUGCUUGUGCUUAUUUUUGUUGGUUGUUGUUCUUAUAGAAGCAAUUUCUCUCUAGCACUUUGUGAUGCUGAUACUCGUUUCUAUUUUGCAAUGUUCAUGCUACGAUGAUAUGUUUUGUCUUGUAGGCAUUUGUUCACCCACUUUUGAUAAUUAAUGAGCAUUUUUGUUUUUUGAUUCUGCUUAUAUUGUAGUUAGUUGUUUUAGCCUUAUUUACUUAUGCGUACAAAUUUGCUACUACUACUACUACUACUACUACUAUUACUACUAUUACUACUACUACUACUACUACUACUACUACUACUAGUGCUUCUAAUGUGUCUGUCUAUGUUCAAUUUGUUUUUAAUGAAUAGAAAUAAGAUGUAUUUAUUGUAGUGUGAAGGUAGUGUGUAAUGUAGACUGGGAACACAGGUGUAGGGAGAUAAACAGAUUUAGAUAAAAAUGAUAAUGGUAAUACAUUGUAAUAAGAAUGAUAAUAGUAAGAAUAAUAAUACUGGUGAUAAUAAUUAUAAUCAUAGUAAUGAUAAUAAUGAAAAUGAUAAUAGUAGUUUGUCCUUCAUGAACUGAUGAUGACCUUUAACAUCAUGAGAAGAAAAGAAGUUGGAGACUUUGCUAGUUACCGCAGCUGGCUUACAUGGUAUAAAACACAGUCAAGGAAAUGAUUGGAAAGAACUUGGGUGUAAUGGUCAGAGAGAGUAUAGUAAGGAAAUAGUAGCAAAGAACGUGCAGUUAAGAUGAGAGAGAGUGCAGUGUACAGUAAAAGAAAUAAUGGCAUGCAAGUUGUAAUGUAAUGGUCAGAGAGAGUACAGUAAAGGAAAUCAUUGCAAAGAACGUGUAGUAAUAAUCAGAGAGAGUACAGUAAAGGAAAUCAUUGCAAAUAACAUGUAGUAACGAUUAGAGAGAGUACAGUAAAGGAAAUCAUUGCAAAUAACAUGUAGUAAUGAUUAGAGAGAGUACAGUUAAGGAAAUCAUUGCAAAGAACGUGUAGCAAUAAUCGGAGAGAGUACAGUAAAGGAGAUCUUAGCAAAGAGCGUGUAGUAAUAAUCAGAGAGAGUACAGUAUUGGAAAUCAUUGCAAAGAAUGUGUAGUAAUAAUCGGAGAGAGUACAGUAAAGGAAAUCAUAGCAAAGAACGUGUAGUAAAGAUUAGAGAGAGUACAGUAAAGGAAAUCAUAGCAAAGAACGUGUAGUAAAGAUUAGAGAGAGUACAGUCAAGGAAAUACAUAUAUAAGCAUGCAACUCGUAAUCAUCACAAAUGCCACAUCUCGCCAAAGCAGAGCCUUUCCCCCUUCCUUAAAGUAGUGCGCUUAUUAUCUGCAUCAACUUGUUAAAAUAGUUGCUUCUAAUCUGAGUGCCGGUACUAACAGUAACACGUAUGGUUCUGGUUCAUCUUCUUUGACAAUACUUGAUUGAAUUGAAUCCUUCCAAGGGGGUGCAGUGCAGUACAGUAAUGCAAAAGGAUUUCUCAGAAGGCUGUAGAUAUGUCUCUGUAGCUGCUUUGCAAAAUGUCGUUAUUUUGCUGCAGUUUUUGGUAGUUCAAGGGAGCUCGACAAUGUGUAACUUGUUUUUUAUUCUGCUGAUGCUGUUGGUAUUAAAGCAACUUUUUAACAAUGUAAAUUAAAUAAAUAUAUUAUAUACAUUAAUAAAUAUAUUAUAUUUAAUACGUUUUUAAAUUCAGUUUUGGGAAGAAAGUUUAAUUCAACAGUCAAAUUUGCGGGCUUGGUUAUUUUACUAUACGUGCCAAUCUAGAUUUUCUGUAGCCGCGCUCUAACUAGAUGUGUUACAUAUUGUUUAACCUUGUGAUCAGCCAGUGCAAGAGUGCAUUAUCUGUUGUCAGGAGUGAGGGGGUGAUCCUCCACCUCCGCAGAUAUUACGUUGUUGUUGUCAGCCAUUCUAGCUCAAAUCUGUGAACUCAGCGCUAGCCUCCACCCCCUCCCCCCACCUCUCCCAUUGUGUAUAUAUAUAUAGUGCACCUCAUGCUAGCCGGAGCCUGCAUUUCUCCUCCUUCCAAGUAAGCGUCACGGCCGUGUCAUGCUCUAACUGUGUAGCCGGGAAGUAAAAAAUAAAAGUAGGUCAGUUAAAAGGUCUAUCUAUCUGUGACCUUGAGGUAAUUUCGACAAAAAUGCAAAAACUAAAAAGCCUAACAAAAGAAACUUGCCAAAAAAUGUUUAACUGAAUUGGACUUGGCCAUGAUGGUACUUCAGUGAGUUUGAGUAAUUUGUAAAGGCCAUAACUCUUGAUUUCAAGCCACCCAGUCAUUUUGUUGAAAUGCUUUGUUUUGCCGUCUCUGCGACACAUGUGGUCGUACCAAGAGCUCUGAUUUUAUUAUCAUGUGACAGAUCCCCUUUUUAUCCGUCACUACUUAACUUGUUUUUUGUUUUUAGGUUGUUGUUUGUUUUUUUUUAUUUAAAAAAAAAAUAAUUGACAAAGUGGCUCUGCUGUUGGUCUUUAAAAAAUCUGGAGUCAGAAUACAUUAUAAAUAAUAGUACUACUGUGGGCUAACGCUUUUAUUUUUUUUCAUCGUUUUAGAUCAGAACUCUCUUUUUUUUUUCCUUAAGGUUCCAGAUCCCGGAUCCGCGGUUAGAGCAUAACACUACAGUCUGAAUAAACGGUUUUCUCGGCACUGUCUCUGGUGUCAGAUUUGAAUCAACGACCUUUGUGUGACUAUUUGUGUGUACACUAGAGGAGAAAAGUUUUCCGUUUCCAAUCUACAAUAAAGCAAGUAAUAUUCUUUUAC